Molecule: messenger RNA, 4874 nt
Organism: Bombyx mori (domestic silkworm)
Lineage: Eukaryota; Metazoa; Arthropoda; Insecta; Lepidoptera; Bombycidae
Product: multidrug resistance protein homolog 49
Exons: 28
Coding region: 276-4223 (1315 amino acids)
Biological process (GO): transmembrane transport
Cellular component (GO): membrane
Molecular function (GO): ABC-type oligopeptide transporter activity; ATP hydrolysis activity; ATP binding
Source: RefSeq, a predicted model, not a curated record
GGUUAGUCAGUUGCGCGUCUUGCAACGGAGAGGACGCGUUUAGCUGCACUAAAUAUUAUUAUAAAUAAUUAAAUAAAUAGUAACAAUUUAAGUUAAAAGUAACGUUAAAAUCGAAUAGAAUUCUUUAGAAAUUCAAAAAAUUUGAUAGCGUUCUUUUAUUGAAAUUAGAUAUUUGAAAGCCGACGCGACGCUUUAGUUCACUUUUUUUUUCUUCAAAAUCGCGUGUUCGGAUUCGAUUUUUGAAAAGUGCAGUUCUUUUUUUUUUCUCGUCAGUGAUGAAGGGACAAAGCAAACGUUUCGUUAGCCAUAAAGGCAAGGCUUACGAUAUAGGCGUUAAGAAGAAACAGGAUGUGGGAAUCGGGUUCUUGGAUCUGUGGCGCUACGCGACAACAACCGAGAGACUGGUCACGUUCCUUGGGGUGCUUCUGUCUUUUUGCUGCUCGUGUGGCCUAGUGGCGGCCGUCGUCAUCUAUGGCGAGCUGACAUCGCUGUUCGUUCAGAGGAACAAUGCUGCUCCUACCACUCCUCACGGUCACAUCCUCGGUUUGUUCGGCGGAGGAAGAGUAUUGCCUGGCGGAAAUCGUUCCCUUCAUAUGGACGCUUUAGUGGAAGACUCCAGGGCGUUUGGAUUGGCUAGCGUGGUGAUCAUGAUAAUGCAGAUGACGACUGCCGCGUUUGCCGUCAUCACGGCGAACUGGGCCGCUACUAGAAUGGUAACAAGAUUACGUCUUCGGAUCCUGCGAUCGGUAUUAAGUCAAGAGAUAGCAUUUUUCGAUACAAACACUACAAUGAAUUUCGCGUCGACGUUGACAGAGGACAUGGAGAAGCUACAAGCGGGAGUGGGGGAGCAUGUCGUGAUGACGACAUACUUAGCCGGGACGGUUGUGUGUGGCUCAGCUCUAUCUCUUUCAUACGGCUGGGAGCUGACAUUAGCCGGGCUCUCUGUGGUUCCUGUUGCUAUCCUUGUCGCAACAGUUGUUGCUAAGUACCAAACUAAAUGUUCGACCAAUGAGGUGGUGGCGUACGGAGUUGCCGGAAGAAUAGUCGAGGAGGUAUUGUCUGCUAUUAGGACAGUAAGGGCUUAUGGUGGAGAGGAACUUGAAGUUAAAAGGUACUCGGAAGCUCUAAAGCCAGCGGCCUCACACGCUCGUCGUCGUGGUCUCUGGGCUGGGGCGGGUUCAGGUCUUGGCUGGCUGCUCACCUACAGUCUAAACGCUAUAGUCCUGGCUUACGGAACAGCUUUAUGCGUCAGAGACUCGGAUCUACCCCCAGAAGAACAGGAUUACCAUCCUGGCAUCAUGGUUACUAUUCUGUUCUGCACUUUCGUGGCGGCGCAGAAUAUAGCGAUGUGCAACCCUCAUCUGGAGAUAUUCUCGACGGCGCGUGGAGCUGCCAAAUCUCUAUUCAAGCUAAUCGAGAGGAAGUCCAAUAUCGACGCACUGGAGAACGUAGGAGUUAAGCCGGAGAGCUUCAGAGGCGAUAUCCAGUUCGAGAAUCUGUACUUCAAUUACCCUUCGAGACCCGACGUGAAGGUCCUAAGGGGGCUGACCCUCAAGAUAUCAGCGGGGGAGACAGUGGCCCUAGUCGGUUCCUCGGGCUGCGGUAAGUCGACGCUGCUGCAACUCCUGCAGAGGAUGUACGAGCCCGAAACUGGACGAGUAGUUGUUGAUGGCCAUCCCCUAAACAAACUUCAUCUGCACCAUUUCAGGAAGAGCAUAGGCGUGGUCGGCCAAGAACCAGUGCUCUUCUGCGGAACGAUCAGAGAGAACAUCACUUUCGGGAUGGACGACGUCACAGAGGAACAGAUGAUCGAGGCAGCCAAAACUGCGCACGCGCAUCAAUUCAUCACCAAACUCGCAAAUGGCUAUGACACCAUGCUGGGAGAGCGCGGCGCUGCCCUAUCUGGUGGACAGAAGCAGAGAAUCGCGAUAGCACGUGCCAUAGUCAGACGUCCCGCUGUCUUGCUAUUGGACGAGCCGACUUCUGCGCUAGACCCUGCUGCUGAGAAACAGGUCCAAGCAGCCCUGGACGCAGCUAGUAAAGGGCGCACCACACUCGUAGUCUCGCACAGACUAUCGACCAUUGCAAAUGCUUCAAAGAUCGUCUACAUCGAACAAGGAUCCGUGUUGGAGCAGGGAACUCAUGCGGAACUGCUAGAGAAAAAAGGAAAUUACUGGAAAUUGCUCAACGAAGAUCUGACUAGCAAGAGCAUAGCAGCCACGUUAUCAGCGGCCGGAAACGAUGAUGACGACGAGGUACUAGAGACUGUUGAAGAAUGUCGUUUCCGAAGGUCCGUCAGCAGACAAUCGAUGCAUCGAGAAUCUAUGAAUCGGAACCACUUCGUGCGGGGCAGUCGCCGAUUGAGGUCCAUCUCAUCGGCCCAUCUGCCGGUCACCGCUGUGCCCGAUCUCCUCAACUACGUGGAACCGGAAGAGACGGAAGACGAAUCAGUCCCAGAGGUGUCCAGCUUGGCGCUGAUGAAGCUGAACGCUCCGGAGUGGCCGCUGCUGAUGGGCGGUGGCGUCGCCUCAUUCUUGGUCGGUUCAACGAUGCCGAUAUUCGCUUUGCUCUUCUCCAAAUUAUACGGGAUGUUCGCCUCUGAUGACACGGACGCGAUCCUCGAGCAGUCGCAGCUGUAUGCGGGACUCUUCGCCGGAGUCGCGGCCGCCUGCGGGAUCGUCAACUUCCUCCAGACGUGGCUCCUGAGCAAGGCCGGCUCCAAGCUCACCGACAGACUGAGAGAGCACAGUUUCAGGAACUAUUUGAAACAGGAGCAAGGCUGGUUUGACGAGCAAGCUAAUUCUGUCGGGGCUCUCUGCGCCAGACUCUCCUCUGACUGCGCUGCUGUACAAGGAGCUACAGGUACCAAAUUGGGGACGGUGCUCCAAGGCGUGAGCACGAUGGUUAUCGGUGUCGGACUGGCAAUGGCAUACUCGUGGAAGAUGACAUUAGUUAGCCUGACAAGCGUUCCUUGUGUCAUGGGCGCCAUCUAUCUCGAAGGCUACGUGAACAAACGCACCGAAGAGAAACAGAAGAAAGCGAUAGAGCACGCUUCGCGCGUCGCCACUGAAGCAGUACUGAACGUGCGCACCGUACAGAGCCUGGGUGUGGAGCUGACAGUCUUGGAGAAGUACGAACGCGCGCUGAUGGGGGGUGGCGGUAGAGGGGGGAGUGGCGCAAUGCGAGGCGCGGUGUACGGGGCGUGUCUGUGCGCACCUACGCUCGGUUACGCCGUGUCGUUAGCCUACGGAGGCUAUCUCAUCGCAACCGAAGGCCUGCACUAUGAAUACGCUAUUCUGGUGUCCGAGGCGCUGAUCUACGGAGCGUGGAUGCUGGCUGAAGCGCUCUCAUUCGCGCCAAACUUCGCCGCCGCCAAGCGCUCUGGGGCCAGGAUCAUUAAUGCCCUAGCCAGGGAACCGAAGAUCGUAACUGAACCAACAGCGAAGGAUGAACCAGCAUGGACCGCGAAAGGAGAGGUUAACUUCUCUGAUUUACACUUCAACUAUCCAACUCGGCCUUCAGUGCCGGUCCUGCGAGGCCUGAACCUUCAGCUCAAGGCCGGGCGCACUGUAGCGCUCGUCGGGGCCAGCGGCUGCGGGAAAUCCACUCUGAUGCACCUUAUCAUGAGGAGCUAUGACCCUACUAAAGGCAAAGUUGAACUAGACGGGAGAGAUAUAAAGCGCGAUCUUUCGCUGCCCAGUCUGAGAUCGAACCUGGGACUCGUGCAACAAGAACCAGCGCUUUUCGAACGUUCAAUCAGGGAAAAUAUUGCAUACGGAGACAAUUCACGGGAUGUGACCUUGGAAGAGAUUAUAGACGCUGCGAAACAAGCGAACGUACACGGUUUUGUGGCGGGCUUACCUUUGGGCUACGAAACGAAGCUGGGACAAGGCGGAGCUGCUCUGUCCGGGGGACAGAAGCAGAGGAUCGCGAUCGCAAGGGCCUUGGUACGAAACCCGAGGGUUUUGCUACUGGACGAAGCCACAUCAGCCUUGGAUGCUUCCAGUGAAAAGGUGGUGCAAAGCGCUCUGGAAGUCGCCGCCAAAGAUCGAACGACAAUUAUAAUAGCUCAUCGACUAGCUACGAUCAGACAUGCACACACGAUAUGCGUGGUCGAGAACGGAGUCAUAGCCGAAAGCGGAUCACAUGACGAGCUGGUCCGAAAACGUGGACUUUACUGGGAAUUAUUGCAGCAGCAAGGACCCUCGGAAGCGAAAGCGUGACAUUGACUGUCAUAAAUAGAUUUAAAUAGAAUAUUAUUGUAAUAACAAUGCUGUUAUAGUUGAAUCUACAUCAGGAAAAGUAUAUAGCAGUAACACAUUAAUUUAUUAAAUCCGAUAUCCUUAAAACUUGCACAACUUAAUAUUGUUUUCACUGCACUUUCACAGAUAUUAAACAGUUAAUAAACCACCGUUAUUACACAUUUAAACCUGAAGAAGCACUAAAUAGUCAAAAUAAAACAAAUCACACAACUUCACUCCUCGCGUUUCCGCAAAAAAUUCGGUAUUAUUAAAAAGAAAAAACUUAACCUAAAAACGAAUUUAAAAGUCAUCAAGUUUUUUUCUAUUUGGCUACGAAAAUAUUGUGAUAUCUAUAACUUAUAACGCUAACAAUGAGAAUCAAAGUGACUUCGCUACUGUCUCAUAGUUUUAUUAACUCUUUUUUUUUUAAUGAGACAUUUUAGGUUAUAUUCAUUCUGUUCUUGCCAUAGUUUAAAUUUGUAAUGAAUAAUUUUAAACUGUAACCUUAAAAAUUUAUAAAUUUAUUACUUACAUAAAAUUAUCCUUAGGAUCCUAUUUAGCUUUAAAAUUAGUAUUAAAUUCGGAAAUGAAGUAACUGUACACUAGUAAUUUUAAUAUAAGUACAUCGACAAC